This is a messenger RNA of Aspergillus lentulus, 774 nucleotides long. The record is from RefSeq and is a predicted model, not a curated record. NCBI's taxonomy places the organism in Eukaryota, Fungi, Ascomycota, Eurotiomycetes, Eurotiales, Aspergillaceae.
AUGAACACAAUUAUCCAAUUUAUCUUAUUCACAGCCAUACCCUCAGCACAGUGGACUCUUCCGCCGGGAACUCCUACUCUCCAGAUGCGAUACCCCUCGACUCCCUGGAUCUCUCCAGGCAGUACCAUCAAACAACCAGGUACGUCCAUCACAAUCCUACUAACGGAUAUAGACUGGAGCUUAUGCGAGUGGAAACCAACAGAUGCUCUCCCGAUACCAUGUAUCAGCACUCUGAACCUCAACGCCGCGCGCACCUACCUCCUCCUCUUCGUCGACAUCGACGUGGUCUUGGAAUCCUGCUCGACAACAGUCUUACAUUGGUACCAGCCGCACAUGACGGCAUCUGCUACGAGUCACUGCAACGGCAAUGGGAAUGGAUGGCUAGUCAACAGGACUUCCCCUGGAGCAGAAUACAUCGCGCCCCAAUCGCCACCGUACACACGCCAUCGAUACGUCUAUCUUCUCUACGAGCAGGACCCUGACUAUGUGUUUCCAGAAUGCUUUGGGCACAUUUUUCCCCCGACAAGAGAGGGGAGAGGAGGGUUUGAUAUCAAACAAUUUGUUGAGAUCGCUGGGUUGAGACCGCCAGUAGCAGGCAAUUUCUUCUACGUCGACAAUGAUGCAGCAACGACGACGACAACGGUGUCAGGAGGAUUGGUGCCCACCACAACGUGGUUCAGAUCGGCUCCAUGCAGGACGGAGGAACCGAAGAGCAUGGGCAUCAUUCCCAUGGAGGCAAAUUACGGGGUCGAUCAGCAGCAGGUGGUCAUAUAA